UCUGAUUUGAAUUUAUAAAACCAGACGCCUGAUAUCGGAAGAGAAUUCCUGGUCGAAAGAUUGAAAGAGUUUCUUGCACAAAGUAUUUACUCCGAUAUUAAAUAUGCCGAAACUACGCUUGACCUUGCUGCUUAUUUUUGGACUCUUCGGAAUUAGCAAAGCUUGUGAAGGCAUACCGAGAGACUGCGUGAAUGAGUUAGAGGCAGAUGCAAUUGAGUUUAACGGCUUACCAAAUGAAGAAGAGUUACGACGAAUGUGUCCAGUAAUCAUGGACCUUUUUGAGUGUCUACGACAGAAAUUCUUGAAGUGUCUUGGAACAACACCGGAAGAGGCAGCCCACUCGACAGAUGACCCAGAAAUCGCUGUAAUAGCUGAAUUUUUCUUAAAUGUUGAAGCAUUUGUCAAAGAAAUGUGUAAUGAAGAAAGUAACUUGCACAAAAGUUACGUCCGGACUCAACCCUGUACUAGCGAAUAUUUCGAUGACCCGAAAAUGGAAUGUAAAAGGGAAGCAGAAGCAGCAUAUGUCGCCUACAGACAUUUGACAGAAUUUCUGCCAGCGGAAGGUGAAGAAGUUGACAAAAACGCCAUGUGUUUGACGGAGGCUUACGCUUUCGCUUGUAUAGCCCAUGAUCUUCAGAUGAAAUGCAACGAAGAAGCUCGAAAUGUUUUUACAGGAAUAUUUCAAAGACUGAAUCCUCUGAAGGUCAUCUGCUCAGUUUCUAGCGUCGAUGAGUUAAAAACUCAUUUCCUGAAAUCUUUGGACAUGGAGCCGGAACGCAAAGAUGUUUUCUCUUUGGCUUUUAACGUGUUAAGGAAGAGGAGGAAGUAGUUAUUGCUUCACCUGCGGAUAAUAAGUUGACAGAUAUGUAUUCCUGGUGUCAAAUAAUCUUUCUAAAGCCAAUUAAAGUUUGAACUAAACAAAGAAAAUUCUGCUAAUUUUUUCUUAGUAACGCAAGUAUCGUAUUUUUGAAUCAUAGCAUUCUUAAAAAAGUCAUCAGUUCUGAAAAGAGCGUCAUUUUAUUUUUCUGCAAUAAAAUGUAUUAUCUUA
Messenger RNA from Stegodyphus dumicola, 1048 nucleotides. RefSeq lists its product as uncharacterized. NCBI's taxonomy places the organism in Eukaryota, Metazoa, Arthropoda, Arachnida, Araneae, Eresidae. The record is from RefSeq and is a predicted model, not a curated record.